Molecule: messenger RNA, 2553 nt
Organism: Brugia pahangi
Lineage: Eukaryota; Metazoa; Nematoda; Chromadorea; Rhabditida; Onchocercidae
Source: the annotation of a GenBank genome assembly
AUGCCAACACGUGACGCUUUGUGUCGUGAAAGUUUGGAGGAAGAAAUCCGGAAACAUACUGGUUCCAUGACGACAACUUCAAAUAUCUUAUCAGAUAUUGAAGCAGCAGAAAUAGCAACAACGCCGACGACAAUAAACAAAUCUUUUGAUGGAUAUGCGGGAAAUCCAGGGCCAUCAGAAAUUGUCUCUGCCAUCAUAGAGCCAACAAAUUCGAAUGAAAUACAAAAUUAUGCAAUAAACGAUGGAAACGAAUCGAUUUCAAAAGUGCCUUCAGGGACGCAUAAUUCAUUAAAAAACAAUAAUGAUUUGUCAGAAACAAACAGUACUCGAUCACUUCGACAACUUCAGGAAAUGGCAUUGUCAAUAUUUGCACAUAUAAAUUGGAUUCCUGAAAAGUAUGAAAUAAUUGAAGUGGAAUUAUGCCGUGAUCCAAUUGUUGGACUUGGAAUUACAAUUGCUGGUUAUGUUCAUAAAAAAGAAGAGAUAAGCGGUGUUUUUGUCAAAUCAUUGGUGCCUAAUUCAAGUGCUUUUCAUUCCAGAAAGAUACAAUUAAAUGAUCUCAUUUUUGAGGUAAAUGGUAAAUCUUUGGAAGGUUUAAAUCAUAGUGAAUCAAUAAGAACACUGGUAAAUAGUGGAUCAAGAGUGAAGAUAAAAUUAAUUCGUUUUCUACCUGGUUCACCUCAAGCUGAAUGUCUUACAAUGCUUCAAAGACAGGAAGCAAUAACGCAAGUGAUAGACGUACAAAGUACGUUACGUGACGUGGUGGCAGACUGGAAACAACGACUUGGUUGUGAGUUUGAAGUGAUCAGUGUUGAUUUAAUCCCAGAUAAAUGUGAAGAUGGUGGCUUAGGUAUUUCGCUAGAAGGUACCGUGGACAUUUUAAAUGGUGCCCAGCUUUGUCCACAUCAUUACAUUGAUUCACUUAGGCCUGGUGGACCAGCUGCUUUCUCGAAUGUUCUUCGUUCAGGUGAUGAAUUAUUACAGGCUAAUGAUGUAGUACUAUAUGGUGAAUCACAUGUCACUGUUACACAAGCCUUAAUUAAGGCUGCAACCACCUCACAACGUGUUAGGCUUACAGUAGCACGAAAAAUUCAAACUGUAAAUGUAUUCAUGCCAAGACCUGAAGAAAGCCUUCCAAUUGCUUAUCCUUUAUUAGCUACAACAGAUGAUCGUCUUGUUAAGGCUAAAUCAGAAAGUUGCAUAACGAAAACAUUAGAUUCAACAAGAGCUGUAUUAGAACAGGUAUCACGGCGCUUACGUUCUCGAUCAUUGCAACUGUUUAAUGGAUUGGCUAUUUGGCGUUGUGUCCCAUUGAUAGUGCAAUUGGAAAAGGAUAAUCGUGGCCUAGGAUUUUCAAUUGUUGAUUAUCAAGAUCCAUUACAUCCAGGACAAUCUGUAAUUGUCAUACGAUCACUGGUACCAGGUGGCCUAGCACAAGCAGAUGGCCGUAUAAUACCUGGUGAUAGGCUAAUGUUUGUAAAUGACGAAGAUCUGUCGAAUAGUACAUUGGAACACGCUGUUGCUGUAUUGAAGUCAGCACCUGAUGGCUUAGUUCGGUUAGGUAUUGCUAAGCCAAUACCAAUUGAAGAAUUUGGUAAUGGAGCAAAUGGUCAUUCACCACUUAUUUCACGCAGCGAACGUGUACUUGCAAAAGGAAGCUCGCCACGAUCACGUCGACGUCAUCGUAAACAAGUAGUUUCGUAUACAUCAAGUCAGGAAACAGUUUGGCUUGGUGCAACCGAAUAUCGUCGACAAUAUCAUUUGCAGAAUUAUAAUCAAUCUUCCGGUUCACUUACACCGUCAACACCUCGUGCCUGUAAUAUAUCAUUAAACGAAAGUCAUUUAUCGAUGACCAGUUGGUCACCUUGCUCAACUCGUUCAAUAUCACCUUGUGGCUCACCGCUUCAUCUACGUGGUUCAUGGGCGUAUGAUAUCGUCUACUUACCACCAAGUUUGGAACGAUCAAUUAAAAUUCAGAAAGGAGCACUUUCACUUGGUAUUACAUUAAAUGCAGAAAUUGACAAAGGUAUCAAUGGUUGUCAGGUAAAAAGUAUUUGUAGCAAAAAAGCUAUUGGACGAGAUGGAAGAGUUCAGGUAAAUGAUUACAUUGUAAAAGUAAAUAUGGAAAGUUUGAGAAAUGUUACGAAUUCGCAAGCACGAGCUAUUUUAAAACGAACUAAUCUAAUUGGUACACAGUGCAAUAUAACUUAUAUUACUGCUUCCGAUGCAAAAAUUUGGAAAGAAAAGUAUCAUCAUGAAAUGGAUUAUCAAUUACCUAUUGUUAAUCGACUUUCACCAAAAAUUUUUCCAAAAUUCUAUCGUUGUUCAUAUUAUGAUGAGAAAGCGAUGAUGACAGAUAUGGAACAACAACAACAACAACAACAACAACAACAACAGCAACAACAAGAUGAUGAUUCAUUUGAUAAUGAUAUGCUUAUUUCCGCAUCAUCUGAUGUGUCAUCAAUGAUGAAAAAAGGAUUAAAUGAUAAUAUUGUAAAUGGUGGAAAAUUGAUUGAAAUUUUUGUUUACAAUCUUGUGGAGGUAAUAUUUUAA